Molecule: messenger RNA, 1193 nt
Organism: Phalaenopsis equestris
Lineage: Eukaryota; Viridiplantae; Streptophyta; Magnoliopsida; Asparagales; Orchidaceae
Product: adenylyl-sulfate kinase 3-like
Exons: 7
Coding region: 278-1099 (273 amino acids)
Biological process (GO): sulfate assimilation
Molecular function (GO): adenylylsulfate kinase activity; ATP binding
Source: RefSeq, a predicted model, not a curated record
AAAUCUCACUCCGCCUGCAGCUCUUCGGAUCAUCGAGCCCGCCAUUACUGUAUACAUUCGAUGAAUCAGCCGUCUUCUUCCCGCUUUCUUCCUACAACACCUCGCGAGAAUCAUUCAAAUGGAUCCCUAGAUCCGGUACCCGCAAAUCUCUGCUGCCCGCUUGCUGUUUCUCCGUAUUCCUCCGCCAUGUCUUCCUUCUAUAAAUAGUAAUUCCUAGGCUGUGUCGCUCUCCCUUGCAUUGCAUGCUGUUUUCUGUUUUGCUGAGAUUGUUGAGCCGAUGUCUUCUUUGUUUCUCGGGCCACCGAUUGUGCGGCCGGGAAGAGAGAAGAUAGGAUUUGUGUGUUCUCCGGUGAGGAGAAGGCGGAGUGCCGGUGGAGUUAAGAUGGCUGCUGAUGGAUUUCGCGUCCGGAGUGGGGAGUCUAUUGAGGCGAAUGGCAAGUGCGACUGCUCUGCUCUGGAAAGAAACACUUUGGUGCUUUCAAAUGUUGGGAAUUCAACAAACAUUUCAUGGCAUGAAUGCCUAGUUGGAAAGCAUGAACGGCAGAAGUUAUUGAAGCAAAAAGGUUGUGUCAUAUGGAUCACGGGUCUAAGUGGAUCAGGCAAAAGCACUUUGGCAUGUGCCCUCAGCCGAGAAUUACAUAUACUUGGAUAUCUUUCUUAUGUGCUUGAUGGGGACAACAUCAGACAUGGACUAAACAAAGAUCUUGGCUUCAAAGCAGAGGAUCGUUCUGAAAAUAUACGUAGAGUUGGAGAGGUAGCAAAACUUUUUGCUGAUGCUGGUGUAAUAUGCAUUGCUAGUUUGAUUUCGCCUUACCGGGCCGACCGUGACGCCUGUCGUGCUAUGAUGCCAGACUCAACUUUCAUUGAAGUUUUCAUGGACACGCCUUUGGAAAUUUGUGAAGCAAGGGAUGCAAAGGGUUUAUACAAGUUAGCACGUUCUGGAAAGAUAAAGGGAUUUACAGGGAUUGAUGAUCCUUAUGAGUCACCUUUGAAUUCUGAGAUAUCGAUAGCACCAAUUGCUGGGGUUUGUCCGUCGCCUGUAUCAAUGGCCAAACAAGUGAUAUUAUAUCUGGACGAGAAAGGAUUUUUGGAGGCUUAACGACAGAGGAAAGUUGCAGAACCUGCUCUCUCUCUCCCUCUCUCUAGCAUUUACAUUAUCUCACACAUAAACUUUCAUAUUUAGUUAUUUACAU